AGCGAUCGCAGCUGCCGGGCACAGGAAGGGGCUGGAUCAGCCGAGCGCGGCUGUAUCCGGGGUGGAACCGGGAGAGUUCGGGGCUUCGGCGCUGCAAGACGUAAAUGAGAAUUAUAGUAACGCUGCUCCCCGGCGGGUCUGUGCGAGGGGAGACCUGCAUUAAACCCCCUCUGUGCCCAGCCGGGGGGACUCUCUGCGAGGGCUGGAACCAGCCCCGCCUCCUGGGGCAGCCCCGGGCUCUGCAGACACCAGCCCCUGAGCCGGAGCCUGCAGGCCCUGGGAACCCGCUGCCUUGUGAACGUGCCUGCAGCAGCAUCUGAGCUGCCUUAACAGAAAUGAAGCCGCUGCCCCGAGGUCCUGUCAGGAUUUUCCCCAGGGGCCAGAGCAGGAGGACGAGGAAGAGCUCCCUUGGUGCCUAUGUUUCUGCCUCUGGGCAUGUGCAUCACCCUAGGUACCCAGACAUCUCUGUCCUGCCUAAGCCUCAGUGCUAUUCACAACCCGAGGGAUGGGGUCGGUAACCUUCGAGGAGUUGGCUGUGUAUUUCGCGGAGGAGAAGUGGGCUGUGCUGGACCCCCGUCAGAGAGCCCUCUACAGGGACGUCAUGCAGGAGAACUAUGAGAAUGUGACCUCGUUGGGUGAUGGGACGGGGAGUGAGAACGAAGUGGGGAAUCCUCCUCAGGAAGGUCCUGAGCAAGUGCAACGGCCCAGGGCAUUAGCAGAGAACAUUUCCCACAGUCCUGAGCAAGGAGACACCUGUGAGAGUCAGCACAGGGCGGAGAUGCAGCAGGGAACCCAUCCAGGGAACAGACGGGAUAAAUCCACUCACCAGGGGGGCAGUUUGAAAGACCUUAAUAAAGACUUGAUGCAGCCGAGAAACUGCCCAAAAGAUAAACUGUAUCAGUGUGCUGAGUGUGACAGAAGCUUCAAUCGCAGUUCAAACCUUCUUGUCCAUCAGAGAGUCCACACUGGAGAGAAACCCUAUAACUGCCCCAAGUGUGGGAAAAGCUUCAGUGAUGGCUCAGCUCUGACUAAACAUCAGAGGAUCCACACUGGAGAGACACCCUAUGUCUGCUCUGACUGUGGAGAAAGCUUCAAUCAGAGAUCAAACCUUACUGUACAUCAGAGAGUCCACACAGGAGAGAGACCCUAUAGCUGCCCCAACUGCGGAAAACGAUUCACUCACUUCUCAAACCUUGUUAAACACCAGACAAUCCAUGCGGGAGAAAAACCUCACAAGUGCCCCAACUGUGGGAAACAUUUCAGGUGGAGCUCACAACUUAUUAAACACCUUGUUUCACACCAGAGAGCCCACAAGGGAGAAGAACCCUAUCGCUGCUCUGACUGUGGGAAACGCUUCAGUUAUAGCUCACACCUUAAUAGACAUCAAAUUAUCCAUACCGGAGAAAGACCCUAUAAAUGCCCCGACUGUGGGAAAAGCUUCAAGCUUAGCUCCAUCCUUCUUGUACAUCAGAGAAUCCACACAGGAGAGAGACCUUUCCACUGCCUUGAAUGCGGGAAAAGCUUCUGUGACAGCUCAGGCCUUAUUAGACAUCGGAGAAUCCAUACCGGGGAAACACCCUUUCAAUGUUCUAUCUGUGGGAAAAGUUUCACUCGGAAAUCGCAUCUUAUUUCACAUCAGAGAACCCACACAGGAGAGACACCCUAUAAAUGUUCUGUCUGUGGGAAAAGCUACAAGGUGAAGGUCUCUCUAAUGUCUCACCAGAAACUCCACACAGGAUAGCAUGUGGCAGGAGCUCUCCCUGUGAGGCAACGGGUCUCUGGCCUUCCAAAGCAAAGUGUAAAUAUGCUGCAUUUGCAGAUGGUCUGGGUUGGGCCAGCAGGUGGGCGGAUGGUUUGGGUUUCAGGGUGGAAUGGUUGGUGGAGGCCAGAGGAGGAGAGAACACAGUACGGUGGGAGAUGGGUCAUUUCAGGGUCUGGGGAGAACAGGCAACGGGAUUAGUGGGACAUUUCUGCAGGUUCCCCACACACUUUCCAAUGUAGAGAAAAGGUAAAAAUGCUGCAUUGCAGUUUGUGUCUGAGUCGUCUCUGUAGCUUCUAAGACCUCUUGGGACAAGGGGAUUUAUUUAGGGAAGCAGCAAGGGGUCCCGUGGGGCCAUAGUGAUAAAGCAGAGAGCUGCCAAUCUGCAGUGACCGGAUAUCAGAGCAAUUCACCGUUUAUUGGAAUCCUCUGCAGACAGGGUGGGGGAAACUUGGGAAUUCAUGGUGGAGAUUCCGCAGUGAGGUGGGGUUUUGCACUGUUCCUAUGAGGGCAGUAUGGUAUAAUAGGGAGAGCAGGGGGCAUCGGGCCACAGGAUCUUGGUUCUGAGAGGGGAGUGAGGUCUAAUGGGUUAGAGCGGAGGGGACUGGGAGCCCUGACGCCUGGGUUCAAUAACCAACUCUGCUAGUGUCUCCUGGUGUGAUCUUGUACCAGCCACUUCCCCUCCUCGCUGUGCAUCUAUUGUUUCAUCCCUACAACGCACGUACUAGCAGUCACUCACCUCCCCGUGGAGUUCUGAGAUUGUCACUCGUUACUGUGUAUUCAGAGGCUCAGGAGGAAAGAGGCACCAUGGGAGGAAAGUUGCAUUAUUACCAUUACUGUGUUGUAUUACUAUGUGACAUUCUUCCGUUCCUUGCCAGGUCUCUGUUGGGGGAGUGUGUUACUGAGCUGAAGGGAAGGGUUUUAGCUAGGUUCCCUUGUCCUUGUUCUCAGGCACAGGCUGUUACACACUCGGAUUAUUCCUGAAACAACUGCCCUGGAUGGGAGUUUCUCCUUGUUUCAGGAUGGUCGGGGAGGGAAGAGGAGAGGGUCUCGUGUUUCAGGGCAUGCAGGUUUCAGGUUAACCUGUAUUUCUCAGUGAAGUUUUUACCUCAAUGGGUUUUUGAUUUUCCAAAUAAAUUCCUGGUCAAAUGUUUGUUGUGCAUCUCUACUUCAUCUUCUGGCGUAUCCCUGGAAUUUCCUCUGUUCUCCAGCUCUGGGCAGAGUGCCCCAGACUGGGUCAGUUUCCCCCUUACUUGCUCCUGCUUAGCAGGAAUCACUCACUCCCAGUAUCCAGCCCUUUCACUGAUGUCUCUGCCCAUGUGACUUUAGA
Mauremys reevesii (Reeves's turtle) is the source of this 3089-nucleotide messenger RNA. RefSeq names its product zinc finger protein 239-like. The record is from RefSeq and is a predicted model, not a curated record. Gene Ontology annotation, biological process: regulation of transcription by RNA polymerase II. Gene Ontology annotation, molecular function: RNA polymerase II cis-regulatory region sequence-specific DNA binding; DNA-binding transcription factor activity, RNA polymerase II-specific. Gene Ontology annotation, cellular component: nucleus. NCBI's taxonomy places the organism in Eukaryota, Metazoa, Chordata, Testudines, Geoemydidae. Bases 506 to 1741 code for a protein of 411 amino acids. The transcript has 5 exons.